ACUACCCUCCUGGCCCUGGUAGGCAGGGGUGGUCAGCCUGUACCUCUUCUGGGCCCUGGCUAAAGAGUUAUGGCCACCUUGGGAAGUGUCAUACCGUAGGAGAAAGCCUGGCCAGGGAGUCAUUCUGAGGAUCAAGACUGAGGAGAGGAGGGGUGGGAGGUAACUGAGGGCCACCUCCUGAGAGGAGGGCCUAAGACGAGGGAAGGGACAACAGUUUGAUCUAUCCCAACAGGGCCAGCAAAACUACUAAGGCCCUUAACCAUCAUGGCCUUGAAACCUGAGGAUCCUUAUACCGGGUUCCGGCAUAGCUCAGUGGUAGACUUCAUUAAUGAGAAGAUGGCCAGGCAUGUGAAAGGCCCUGAGUUCUACCUUGAAAAUCUGUCUCUGUCCUGGGAGGAGAUAGAAGACAAGAUCAAGGCCAUCCUAGAAGACAGCGAGGUGCCAAGUGAUGCUCAAGAGGCCUGUACCUGGAGCAGCUUGGCCCUGGCUGUGCGAUUAGCUCACCUGCAGGGGCACUUACAGGGGCGCAAGGUGCAGUGGCUGCAUGACUUUAUCAAACUGCACAAGUCAGCCACUCAUGCCUUGGAGUUGGAUCUGAAGCAGCUCACAGAGGAGCAGGAGGUGGAGCGCAAGGAGGCUGCCUUCCAGCUGCAGUUGGCCCAUGCCAAGCUGGCCCAGGCACAGAAAGAGAGAGAGCUGCUGAGAUGGAAGCUUGUGCAGGUGCCUUACACCUAUACCCCCACUGAAUCCCCACUCCCAGAACAUGUCUCAGCCCUGCCCACUUCUCUUCAGGAGCUGAGGGGUCUUUCAGGGCCAGCUGUGGAGGAGCCAGACCUGGCUGCUGUUGGAGAGGUGGAGAUACUAGGAGCAGGUGAGAAGCAAGAGGUGGAAGGAGCUGAAGCUAGUGCUACAGGUGGAGGAAAAGAAGGAGAAGAAGAGAUGGAUGUGAUUAGCACAGCCCCAGAGGAGGAUCUAAGUGAUAGUGUCCUGCAGUUUCUUGGAGUUGUCCAGCAGAAAAAUUACACCUCUGCUACAGAGAGGGAGGGUAAUACUAGGCCUAUAGAAAAACCUACGCUUUGUCUCUCUGGGACCCCGAAGGCCGCAUCCACAGCCUCACCGGAUCCCCUACCUGUCCAGCUCCCUGCCUCUUUCACAUACAGCUACUCAAGCCCUUUGUCCUGUUUCCCAGCUGCAUCCUCCCCACCUCCACUAGCAGCCACGAUCACAGCACCUGUUCCACCUGAGGUGUCCUCCCACUACUCAGCCUCUGAUUUCAGCUUGUGGUCUGAUGUGUGGGCUCAAGGAGUAGACCCUCAAGAACACCAGAAAAAGAAGAGAGACUUGGAACUCCAGCAGCAGAGAAAAAGUCCAUUUUUUCGCAAGCCUGGGGAUUGGAACUGCCCUUGGUGUAAGGCCAUGAAUAUCUCACGAAGGGAAAAUUGCUUCCGCUGCAGGAGGGGAAUCUGGUUGCAAAGCCCUUAGUAA
Cavia porcellus (domestic guinea pig) is the source of this 1485-nucleotide messenger RNA. RefSeq names its product testis expressed 13B (gene Tex13b). The coding region runs from base 265 to 1482 and encodes 405 amino acids. NCBI's taxonomy places the organism in Eukaryota, Metazoa, Chordata, Mammalia, Rodentia, Caviidae. Gene Ontology annotation, molecular function: mRNA binding. The record is from RefSeq and is a predicted model, not a curated record. The transcript has 2 exons.